AACCCUUUUGCCUUGAAGGCGCCAGAAGCCUCUCAAUUCAUCUACAAAUACCACCACCUUCUUCAUUUCCACCAUCCCAACACUUUCUUUCACGAUCUUAAUUUAGUGUUCAAGCGUUUCCUAACUUUCCUUUGCAAAUAUGUCGAUAAUUCCAAGCUUCUUUGGUAGCCGGCGAUCCAGUGUCUUUGAUCCCUUUUCUUUAGACAUUUGGGAUCCCUUUGACGGUUUAUUGACCUCCUCCCUAUCUGAUGUUCGGGCAACUGUCCGUGAAACCACCCCCAGAGUUGACUGGAAGGAGACCCCAGCAGCUCACAUUUUCACGGCGGAUCUUCCAGGGUUGAAGAAGGAGGAGGUGAAGGUUGAGGUGGAAGAAGGUAGGAUUUUAAAGAUCAGUGGAGAGAGGAGCAGCGAGAAAGAGGAGAAGACCGACAAGUGGCACCGUGUGGAGAGGAGCUCCGGCAAGUUUCAGAGGAGUUUCAGAUUGCCGGAGAAUGCAAAGGUUGAUGAGAUGAAGGCUUCAAUGGAGAACGGAGUGUUGACUGUGACUGUGCCAAAGCAGGAGGUGAAGAAGCCUGAGGUGAAAGCCAUUGAUAUCUCGGGUUGAAGGUUAAGUAAUUGAGUGUCUUCAUGAAUGGGAUGGAAUAUGGAUGUCUUUAUAUUGAAUAAAAAAAAUAAGAUUUAAAAUAUGUGUGCAUGGAAAAUGGGAAUUAAGGAGAUUGUAUGAAAACAUAAGUUAAAAGUUUGUAAUUUGUUCUGUAAUGAAAUAAAUUUGCUUGCGUUUA
Messenger RNA from Lactuca sativa (garden lettuce), 782 nucleotides. Its product is annotated as 17.8 kDa class I heat shock protein. The record is from RefSeq and is a predicted model, not a curated record. NCBI's taxonomy places the organism in Eukaryota, Viridiplantae, Streptophyta, Magnoliopsida, Asterales, Asteraceae.